CAGAUCAGCUGACAUCACUUGAACAGCAGUUAUCUUUCGUGAUGUAGGGACUUUCAGUUCGUGAGUUUACUUCUAAACUCAAAUUGUACUUUACAACUAGGAAGAAAACAAUGACAGAGCUUGAGUCCUUGCCUAACGAAUUGCUAAUAUACAUCUUGAAGUUUUUAGAUUCCACUGAUGUUAUUAAAGUGGCACAAACAUGCAAAAGACUGCUUCAAAUCUGUCAAGCUGAGAUACUGUGGCAGCACCUGUGUCAGAGAGAUUUCAAGUUUUGUUCCUUAAGAGGCUGGAGUUGUUCAUCAUUCCAUGAAGUUUAUGGCAAAGUGUUAUACCACUAUGGAAAGUUUCAAGGAUUUUGGAAGCUUCCUGGCAACGCAUAUGGCAUGCUAGUUCAUAUCAAGGUAGAGAAUGGUCAGAUUGUGGGUCAUGUUAUACAGCCACCCCUGUCAUGGAAUGUAGUCGAUCCUGUUCGCCUGAAACCUUUAUUUAUUAUCACAGUAAGGGACAAUGAAUGUGUUGUUCUGUGUAGACAAGGCUGCAGUGCUCAGAUCAAGAUGGAAUCAGAAAAAGCUACAUUUAAAUGUGAAACAUGCUUGGGCGACAACAAGUUUCCUCACAUUUCAGAGCAGAUAUUGCUUGCUUGGUUAGAAGAGGAGUUAGAAUCUUUACGGGGAAAUUUUGAUCAACGGAUGCUCAGGCAUUUUCUCCAAGGGAAUGUUAGCUUCCUACACAGGAUAUACAACCUUGCUGAGCAGACUCGUUACUGGUCAUCACUGCAGCUCACUAAAGUGCCUGAGCCACGUGGGUUUUCAAUAUCCCCAGUUACACCUGGUAUAUUCAAGGGGACAUAUGGUUCUCAUGGGCUGGAGUUCGUACAAAUCACACUGUCUGAGGAUGGAUACACACUCCUGGGGAACAAACUGACAGGAGAUCCAAAUGUUCCUGCAGGAGAAACAAGUUUGUAUAUUGAUCUCAGGCAGCCCAUACGUCUGACAACAGAUGAGCAAAGAAAUAUUGACAGUUUGAAAGAGUGUUACUGCCCCUAUUCUUCCUCAUCCAUUUCGGUUUGACCCUAGUGAGGUCCAACCCUUUUUCCUGUGCACUGACUUACUUGAGAGGGAGGCUCCAGGUGACCUCCCAAGGACAUGCAAAGCUAGGUUCAUCGCAAAGGGCAGGAUUGCAGGUCAUGGCUAUUCAGAUCCUUCUUUCAGCGAAGGCCAUUUUGUGGUUUUUCGACACGAUUUAUUUGGGUUUUUUUGGCUGAACCUGUGCGUCUUCUCCUUAUUUUCAUUAAUGACAGAGUGUAGUUCCACUGAAAACUUCUCUGGCUGUGAAACACAUAACUGAUGCAUCAGAAGAUUAUCUGACGAUUAUUUCUGAAGGACUGAAAUGAAAUGUAUACAAGUGGUACACAAACAGGUCAGAAAGUUUGAAGAGAUGAAGAGAACAGUCCUAAAUCAGCUUACGAAUGAAUAGGUGUUUUUUGGAAUGAUAUGGUAAAGCAGUCUUAUUUGUAGCCACUAUCUUAACCGUGUGUCUUGUGUAAUUCUGAAAGUUAGCUUCUAAAUUUCUGUCCAGUUAAGAUUCUUGUUUAUAUUGUUUCAUUCUUCUACAGCUGUUGGGGGACAUCCUGCAUUAUUAAAAUUUUUUAAUAUUGUUAAAUAUGAUUUUUUACAGUAUUUUAUAACUGAGAUAUGGUUACUGCAAGGUACUAAAUGCCCCUCUUCUCAUCUAGGUGUGGUACUUUAUAGUUAAUUGUUAUGUAUGCUUUGUGAGGAUGCUAAAUUUUGCUGAAAAAGUUAAAUAUGGCAUAGAUAUAAGAGUGUACAUCAAAUUUAUUGUGUUGUUAUUAUUAACUGCCAUAUUAUGGGUAUUCAUUGUCUCUUUGUGAGUAAUGAGGUCUGUCAAAAUAUUUCUGCAAAGAUUCCUGAAAUGUUUUAUUUCUGUAGAUAUGCCACAACAAACAGGACCAUCAGACAAAAUCGCUUUUUCUUUGGAGACAUAUUUAUGUGAGCUUACAAUAUGAAUUGCAAUGCCAAGAUACUAAUAGCAUUUAUAGUUACUUUGAUGUCCCAGAUAAAAAGAUCUUCCUAUGUGAUUUAGUUUCAAGAAGCUAUAGUAUGCAUGCAACGAGUUCUACCAUAAAAUCUCUGUGUAUGUGUUCAUAAGUAUAUGUAGGGACUGGAUAUACAUAUAAUCAGUGUUUCAUGUGGGUGGUGGGGAGGAAUGCCUGUUACAAACUCUGCCUGAGUUUGAGCACAUGUAAUGAGGAGGGCAAGGCAGUAAUGAAAGCAUGUUUGACAGCAUAUUUAUUGGGAUAAUACUUCAUGUUACAAAGCAAGAAAUCACUCCACGUGAUCAACAUUACUACAGAGAAAGCCUGACUCUUACACCCACCUGUUAAACCAGUCUCAUCAAACAUGCAGGUUAAGGAAAAAAAUUUCACUGCUGUCAGUGCUUAUGGGCACUUGGUGGGACUUAAGACCACACUUAGAUUAAAUAAAAGGUUCUGUUAGUCCCUUCAUGUUGAAUGAGUGUGGAUAUAAAAUUGAAUUUUUCAGCACUUAAUGUUGGUAGCGACACAUUUGAAAAAGAUUUUCAGAUGGAAAUUAUCCUGACAUCUUUUCCUUGAUGAUUUUUGUAAAAAACAGUGUCUCACAAAUCAUUUUUACCCAUGUGUUCUUUACACACAUGGUAUACAUGCAAGCACACAAGCAUUUAGACAAAACUUUUGAUACCUUUACAAUAACAUUGUGAACUCUGGCAGUCAACACUUCUUUUAUCAUCAGAUUUUUUUCAUCCAUUUUUGUGUCAUUCAUAUGUUACAGCCAGUAUUCUGGCAAUUGCCAUAAAAAUACUAAAAAGUGUAAGGUGGAAUGUUAAUAACCCAAAUUUAUAUAUUGCAGCAGAAAAAUAAUUUAUGACUGAUAUUCAUGAGCAGUGUUGAGGUAGGUGGACAUCGGAUUGUCUAUCUUCAGUGUGCUUUAUGAUGUAUAGCCUUUAUGAUGUGUAUAUAAAAACAACAUUUUGGAAAUCUUCACGACAGAUAUACUGUGUCAUAUAAAAAGACAUUAAAUAAAUUGCAAAAUAUCCUGUCAUUAAUUGAAAAUAGAUAUGAAAUUGUAUUUGCUGAUAGUGUAUUUUGUGUGUGCAAUGAUCAGUACAAAACUGGCUGGUGAUUCACAACAAGGUGUAAUUUUUCUUGUCUUGUUAUCCACUACACAAGAGGCAUCAUUGUUCAUUGAAUCUUGCAUAAAUGCUGUUUGCAAGUCCACCUACCUCAAGCUUCGGAGGAUCAGUCACAUCUGCUCCUUUCUAUGUAGUGGACUGAGCUUAUGUUCACAUGGGAAAAUGCUCUUUACAAAUCCUAUUAUAAUUAUGAAAAAUGUAGCUAAUAAAGCAUGAAACAUGUUUUUCUCUU
Molecule: messenger RNA, 3421 nt
Organism: Pomacea canaliculata
Lineage: Eukaryota; Metazoa; Mollusca; Gastropoda; Architaenioglossa; Ampullariidae
Product: F-box only protein 31-like
Exons: 9
Coding region: 111-1070 (319 amino acids)
Molecular function (GO): protein binding
Source: RefSeq, a predicted model, not a curated record